CAAGAUCGGCACAAUGGCCUCUCGUCCUCAGGUCACGGUCUUCAGCGCCGAAGAUGGCUCAGCCAAGGGCUCAACCACCAUGCCCGCGGUCUUCACGGCCCCCAUCCGCACGGAUGUUGUGCAUUUCGUGCACACCAACAUGUCCAAGAACCGUCGCCAGCCUUACGCUGUGAAGGAUUCUGCUGGUCACGAGCACUCUGCUGAGUCAUGGGGUACCGGUCGCGCUGUGUCGCGUAUCCCCCGUGUGUCGGGUGGUGGUACCAGCCGUAGCGGCCAGGGUGCCUUCGGUAACAUGUGCCGCAAGGGUCGCAUGUUCGCCCCCACCAAGGUGUGGCGCCACUGGAACCGUCGCAUCAACAAGAACCAGCGCCGUUACGCCACUGCUUCGGCUCUGGCUGCUUCGGCUCUGCCUGCCCUUGUUGAGGCCCGCGGCCACCGCAUUGGUGACCUGCCCCAGGUUCCCCUCGUCAUUGAGUCGAGCGUUGAGACUUUCCAGAAGACCGCCAAGGCCGUCGAGCUCCUCAAGGCCGUCGGUGCCUUCGAGGAUGUUGAGCGCAGCCGCGAGAGCCGCAAGCUGCGCCCUGGUCACGGCAAGUGGCGUAACCGCCGCCACAUCCAGCGCCGUGGCCCCCUUGUCGUGUACGGCAAGAACACUGGUGUUGUUGAGGCUUUCCGCAACCUCCCUGGUGUCGAUACCUGCUCUGUGGAUGCCCUGAACCUGCUUCAGCUCGCCCCCGGAGGUCACGUUGGCCGCUUCAUCGUCUGGACCGAGGAUGCUUUCAACAAGCUUGAUACCCUCUUCGGCACUCAGGAGAGCCCCGCUGACGAGUCCGCCAAGAAGCGCCGUAACGCUCCCUACCACAUGCCCCGCCACAAAAUGGCCAACGCCGAUCUGGCCCGUAUCAUCAACUCCGAUGAGAUCCAGUCGGCUGUGCGCCCCGUCAAGACUGGUGGUGUGCACGCUACCCAGCGCAAGAACCCCCUGAAGAACCUGAACGUUCUCCUCCGCCUCAACCCCUACGCCAAGGUGUGGAAGCGUCACGAGACCAUCCAGGCUGACAAGCGCCAUGCUGCCCGCCAGCAGGCUGCCAACGCCAAGCGCGCUUAAAUGCGUUGCAGCAUUGAACGCCCAUCUCUUUUUGGGUCGGAUCUUUUUUUCGUUGAUCUUGCCUUUCAAUCUUGGACCAAUUGAUAGCGAUCAGGGG
Monosiga brevicollis MX1 is the source of this 1205-nucleotide messenger RNA. RefSeq lists its product as uncharacterized. The transcript is spliced from 3 exons. The record is from RefSeq and is a predicted model, not a curated record. Gene Ontology annotation, cellular component: ribosome; cytosolic large ribosomal subunit. The coding region runs from base 14 to 1108 and encodes 364 amino acids. Gene Ontology annotation, biological process: translation. Gene Ontology annotation, molecular function: RNA binding; structural constituent of ribosome. Lineage: Eukaryota; Choanoflagellata; Craspedida; Salpingoecidae.